Messenger RNA from Pipra filicauda (Wire-tailed manakin), 1131 nucleotides. Its product is annotated as P2Y purinoceptor 4-like. Gene Ontology annotation, biological process: G protein-coupled receptor signaling pathway. The record is from RefSeq and is a predicted model, not a curated record. Lineage: Eukaryota; Metazoa; Chordata; Aves; Passeriformes; Pipridae. Gene Ontology annotation, cellular component: plasma membrane. Gene Ontology annotation, molecular function: G protein-coupled receptor activity.
AUGGGAGCUGGUGGUGGCAGAGGGCUUGGGAUCCACCAGGCUUCAGUGGUGUGGACCCCCAGAGUCCAGACCCUGCAGAGGCUCACCUUCACUGUGUUCUCUGAGCUGCUGGAGUUUCACUGCCGAGCUCUCCUUUCCACCAUCCAGCCAGGGGGUCACCGGAGGCUCCUCCUGCCCAUCAGCUCUUCCCUGGGGAGUCUGAAGGAGCUCCAGUGCUUCUGCUGCUCUGCCACCGGCCUGGCCCUCCGGGAGGACGGGUUGGAGGAUGUCAAGCUGAGUGUGACAGUGUGGACUGAGUGUCCAGGGGCUGCACCCACUGUCCCUGCCCUGGGCACCCUUCUCCUGCUGAGCGGCUUCUGGAUCAAACAGUGGGAUUCAGGCACGAUCCUGCAGUUCAGCCUGGUCCUGGGAGGUGUCCUGAUCAUCCCCAUUGCUCCACUCAGGCUUUCCUACCUCAGCCUUGGCAACCAGUGGCCAUUUGGGAAGUUCCUCUGCCUUCAAGUUUUCCUGCACUGCAGCAUCUAUUUCCUGAUGUUCAUCUGCAUCCACCAGUACUUUGGUGUUGUAUGGUACAAGAGCAAGUCCCUCUGCAAGAAUCUGGAGAACCUGUGCUUGUUCAUCUGGCUCAUCCUCUUUGUCCCAGGGUUGCCUUUCUUCUUCCUCCUCAAGACUUCAGUCCCAGGCUCAACAAAAUGCCUGGAUAUUCGUAUUUUCUUCUUCCACACCAUAGUUCUUGUUUUGCUCUCUUUCCUCCUGUCCUUUGCCAUUUCCCUGAUUUGUGGAGCUCUGUUGGGAGCUGCCACUGCUGCAGCAGCAGGGAAAGCUCCAGAGGCAGCAGAGGAAGAGCAGGUCUCUGCAGAUGAUUGCAGGUUUCUGCAGAUGAUUGCAGUGUCUCUGGUGGGUUUUGCCACCUGCUUUGGCUCCCUGCACAUCUGCAGGACCACUGGCAUCCUUGUGAAGUCCUGUGGCAUGUCUUGGCACCUCUUGCACAGAGGAGCAGUUGCCUCCAACAUCAUCAUGGCAAACACCUGCCUGGAUCCCCUGAUUUAUGUGUUUGCCAAUGUUUGCCAAUGCCAAGGGAACCUUUCUGACUCAUUUUGCAAAUGCUGGGCACCAAGUUCCCAGAACUAA